Messenger RNA from Oncorhynchus keta (chum salmon), 1310 nucleotides. RefSeq names its product collagen alpha-1(I) chain-like. The record is from RefSeq and is a predicted model, not a curated record. The transcript is spliced from 6 exons. The coding region runs from base 251 to 1078 and encodes 275 amino acids. NCBI's taxonomy places the organism in Eukaryota, Metazoa, Chordata, Actinopteri, Salmoniformes, Salmonidae.
UCUGCUGGCAUUCCUGCAACUAAAGGGGACAGAGUGAGUCAUAUUCCGGUAACCAACCAGCUCCAAACAAGAAGAGGUCAACAGUGAAAAGGAUAAAAACACAAAAGGCUCAAUCAUCACUGAACUCUCAUAAACCUGCGCAAUAAAGAGAGGAAGUGGUCCUGCAGGAAAGUCCGGACAAGACGGCAGUCCUGGGACACCUAGUGAUAAGUCUCUCUCUGUUCUCUAGGGCUUCACAGGGAAAGUUGGCAUGCAGGGUCCCCAAGGGCCAGUGGGCAUGCAUGGCUACUCAGGAGCCAAGGGUUUAACUGGUCAUUUUGGAGAGAGGGGAGAACCUAGUGUGAGAGGCACCGCCGGUAUCCCUGGGAAGAGUGGACCACCGGUAUCCCUGGGAAGAGUGGACUGCCGGUAUCCCUGGGAAGAGUGGACCGCCGGUAUCCCUGGGAAGAGUGGACCGCCGGUAUCCCUGGGAAGAGUGGACUGCCGGUAUCCCUCGGAAGAGUGGACUGCCGGUAUCCCUGGGAAGAGUGGACCGCCGGUAUCCCUGGGAAGAGUGGACCGCCGGUAUCCCUGGGAAGAGUGGACUGCCGGUAUCCCUCGGAAGAGUGGACUGCCGGUAUCCCUGGGAAGAGUGGACCGCCGGUAUCCCUGGGAAGAGUGGACCGCCGGUAUCCCUGGGAAGAGUGGACCGCCGGUAUCCCUGGGAAGAGUGGACCGCCGGUAUCCCUGGGAAGAGUGGACCGCCGGUAUCCCUGGGAAGAGUGGAACGCCGGCAUCCCUGGGAAGAGUGGACCGCCGGUAUCCCUGGGAAGAGUGGACCGCCGGUAUCCCUGGGAAGAGUGGACCGCCGGUAUCCCUGGGAAGAGUGGACCACCGGUAUCCCUGGGAAGAGUGGAACGCCGGCAUCCCUGGGAAGAGUGGAACGCCGGCAUCCCUGGGAAGAGUGGACCGCCGGUAUCCCUGGGAAGAGUGGACCGCCGGUAUCCCUGGGGAGAGUGGACCGCCGGUAUCCCUGGGAAGAGUGGAACGCCGGAAAGUACACUAUACUGACAUUCACAUUGUGGAGAGAAUAGUCUAAACUGAUACUGGUGUAAAUUGAUACAUAGGGGAUGAAUUUGAGCUGUCUUACAGGGAUUGAAGGCACCUCAUGGCGAGAGAGGGCCAAGUGGACCUCAGGGCUGUCAAGGAGAGACUGGACCCAAUGGCAUACAGGGAUCAUCCGUGAGUAGCACUUUUAAAUCAAGUCAUUGUCCUCGGCAGGUAGCCUGGCGGUUAGAGCGUUGGGCCAGUAACUGAAAAGUCACUGGUUC